Messenger RNA from Prunus armeniaca (apricot), 471 nucleotides. The record is from the annotation of a GenBank genome assembly. NCBI's taxonomy places the organism in Eukaryota, Viridiplantae, Streptophyta, Magnoliopsida, Rosales, Rosaceae.
AUGGACGACUGUUACGAUGUCGUUGCUUUUCACGAGACUAGAAAGGGAAAGGAAUGGAAUAAAGUGAACGUUGAUUCUUGUGAUGCUCCUUUCCAAGAAAGGGCUGUGGUUGUAGACAAGUCUAUCUAUGUCAUAAGUAUGCCUCAGGAGGAGGAGAUUGUAGCAUUCUCCUUUGAGAUGGUUGAAAGUGAUGGCGGUGAUAUUGAAUACUCACUAAUAAAACAGUUUGUAUUGUGUGGCAUGCAGAUUGAACAGCCGCCAUUUGCAUUUUGUCGCGUAAAGAAACAGUUUUUGAUUCAUUUAGGGAACCAGGACUUUUUUCAUGUCAAGAUUGGCCCUUGCGAUUCAAAUGGCCAGCUACAACUCCUUGUUUUUCCAUUGGAUAAUCUAAAGUACAUAGCUUCCUCUUACAUUAAGAGCACCAUGAAAACUAUUAACCUCAUGCAUGAUUUUGAUUGCUUCCAACAAUAG